AACAGCAUUGCGCUUAAAAGAAAAACAGGUGCAAUGAGCAUGGAAUGGCCAAUUUGGAGUCCUUGUUACAGAAAUGCACCUCUCUCGCCCGCAUCAAGCAGCUCCAAUCCCACCUCCUAACAAGUGGGAAAUUCCAAUUCUACCCCUCCCUCACCACCAAACUCAUCGAGCUCUGUGCCCUCUCCCCCAUCGCCGACCUCUCUCAUGCCAUAACUCUCUUCCACCAACUGCGAAAGCCUUCAACCAAUCAAUGGAACGCCGUCGUUCGGGGCCUCGCCCAAAGCCUCCAACCCACCCAAGCCAUCUCAUGGUACAAGACCAUGUCAAAAGCCUCCCAAAAGGUCGACGCCCUCACGUGCUCCUUCGCUUUGAAAGCGUGCGCACGUGCAUUGGCUUUCUCUGAGGCCAUGCAGAUUCACUCUCAGAUUGUACGGUUUGGGUUUGGGGUCGACGUGUUGCUGCAAACCACUUUGCUAGACGUGUAUGCUAAAGUCGGCGACCUGGGUUUUGCACAGAAGGUGUUCGAUGAAAUGAGUGAGAGGGAUAUAGCUUCUUGGAAUGCUUUAAUUGCUGGGUUGGCUCAGGGGAGUCGGCCCACUGAAGCUAUAGCUCUGUUUAAAAGAAUGAGCGAAGAAGAGGGUUUGAAGCCCAAUGAAGUCACGGUCCUGGGUGCGCUCUCGGCCUGUUCGCAAUUGGGUGGAGUGAAAGGAGGAGAGAAAAUACAUGUCUAUAUAAUGGAGGAGAAGCUUGAUAUGCACGUCAUUGUGUGCAAUGCGGUUAUUGAUAUGUAUGCCAAAUGCGGCUUUGUGGAUAAAGCAUAUUGGGUGUUUAAGAAUAUGAAAUGUGGGAAGAAUUUGAUAACGUGGAAUACGAUGAUAAUGGCGUUUGCUAUGCAUGGCGAUGGUGGUAAAGCGCUUGAGCUUUUUGGGGAGAUGGCUAAAAGUGGGGUGUGCCCUGAUGCAGUGUCGUAUCUUGCUGCUCUCUGUGCGUGCAAUCAUGCAGGACUGGUGGAAGAUGGGGUUAGGUUAUUUAAUUCAAUGGAGGUGCAAGGGGUGUCCCCUAAUGUUAAGCAUUAUGGUACUGUGGUCGAUUUGUUGGGACGAGCGGGGCGGCUUCAAGAGGCUUACCAGAUUAUAGAUUCUAUGCCUAUGUUUGCUGAUGUGGUGCUUUGGCAGACUUUACUUGGUGCUAGCAAGACUUAUGGGAAUGUGGAAAUGGCAGAAAUGGCAUCACGGAAACUAGUUGAGAUGGGGUCUAAGGGUUGUGGUGAUUUUGUGUUGUUAUCAAAUGUUUACGCGGCUCAUGAGAGAUGGGACGACGUAGGCAGGGUGAGGGAGGCGAUGAAGAGAAGGGAUGUGAAGAAGAUACCAGGUUUCGGUUACAUAGAAGUGGACGGUGUGAUACACAAGUUUGUGAAUGGUGAUCAAAGCCAUGUUAAAUGGCGUGAGAUUUAUGCAAAGCUAGACGAGAUUAUGUUGAGCGUCAAAGCCUAUGGAUAUGUGGCCAAGACUAAUAAUGUGCUGCAUGAUAUAGGGGAGGAGGAGAAAGAAAAUGCAUUGAGUUAUCAUUGUGAGAAGUUGGCUGUGGCUUUUGGUUUGAUUAGUACCAGUGAGGGGACACCAAUUCAGGUGAUUAAGAACCUAAGAAUAUGUGAUGAUUGUCAUGCUGUGAUCAAACUUAUUUCAAAGAUUUAUAAUAGGGAAAUAAUUGUGAGGGAUCGAGCCCGGUUUCACAGAUUUAAAGAAGGAUGUUGUUCCUGCAGAGAUUAUUGGUGACAUUCAUUUGUUCUAACAUCGGAAGGAGAAUGAAAUUAAAGGGUUUGAAGCCUCUCUGAUGGAUCUACAGAAAGUGUUGUUGAUCAAUUUCGUUAUGUAUUUAUCCUUUUAAAGGAAAACACAGAUGAUUUGAAAAAUAAAAUCUGCAGAUACAGGUACAGUGCAAGCAUCUCUUUCGUGUUUCUUCCAA
Messenger RNA from Prunus persica (peach), 1965 nucleotides. Its product is annotated as pentatricopeptide repeat-containing protein At1g34160. The transcript has a single exon. Gene Ontology annotation, molecular function: zinc ion binding; protein binding; RNA binding. The record is from RefSeq and is a predicted model, not a curated record. Gene Ontology annotation, biological process: RNA modification. The coding region runs from base 45 to 1775 and encodes 576 amino acids. NCBI's taxonomy places the organism in Eukaryota, Viridiplantae, Streptophyta, Magnoliopsida, Rosales, Rosaceae.